Nothobranchius furzeri (turquoise killifish) is the source of this 1204-nucleotide messenger RNA. It is a transcript of the gene rbp4, whose product is annotated as retinol binding protein 4, plasma. Gene Ontology annotation, molecular function: retinol transmembrane transporter activity; retinol binding. Lineage: Eukaryota; Metazoa; Chordata; Actinopteri; Cyprinodontiformes; Nothobranchiidae. Gene Ontology annotation, biological process: retinol transport. The record is from RefSeq and is a predicted model, not a curated record.
AGAGUAGGAAGGUCCCCCGUCAUCCCCACCUCCCUGGUGUUAUUAUGCAAUGCAAGCCAGAAGUAUUUAAGAGCAGAGGCAGGCAGAAAAGAACGGAUUCCUUCAAGACUUUUUUCUAACAAGAAUGCUUCGGUACUUUGUGGUCCUUUGCCUCCUGGCGCUGUCCUGGGCCAACGAUUGCCAGGUUGCUAACUUUCAGGUGAAACAGGACUUUGACAAAACCAGGUAUGCAGGGACCUGGUAUGCUGUAGGGAAAAAGGACCCAGAGGGGUUGUUCUUACUUGACAACGUUGUGGCCGAGUUUACAGUGGAUGAGGAAGGCAAAAUGACCGCCACAGCUAAGGGCAGAGUCAUCAUCCUAAACAACUGGGAGAUGUGUGCCCACAUGUUCGCUACCUUUGAGGAAACCCCUGAACCGGCCAAGUUAAAGAUGAAGUACUGGGGAGCUGCUUCCUACCUGCAGACUGGAAAUGACGAACAUUGGGUCAUCGACACCGACUACGACAACUACGCCAUCCACUACUCCUGCAGGGCUCUGGACACCACCGGCACCUGCUUGGACAGCUACUCCUUUGUUUUCUCCCGUCACUCAGCCGGGCUGAGGCCAGAGGACCAGGCCAUCAUCACACAAAGGAAGACAGAACUGUGUCUUUUGGGCAAAUACAGAAGGGUUGAACACAACGGCUUCUGUGAUGUGCCACAGUGACACUUUUGAGGCCCCUCUUCUGUGUUCCUCUGCUGGUUUCAGACUGAAUCCCACCUCCACUGCCUCCGUUUAUCCUAAUAAUAAAUACAGUACUGUUAUUUAAAAAUAAACUAAAAAGGGCACAUUAAGAAUAGUCACAUAUACAUAUGAAACUGUUAUUUUUUUUAAACUGUCACCUCAGAUUUACAUCCUAAACACCUGCUUCGUGUUUUGUUUUUCACUGUAAUAGAAUUACAUAAUUCAGGUUGUUUUUCUUCUGUGGGAAAAACCAAGACAACAAAACAAGAGCAAUAAUUUCAUAAUCUCUGAAAAGGAGCAAACAUCUCUGGGUUCUAUCCACUUGUUAAAUAAAACAUUGCUUUUACACCAAAGAACAGCAACGUCUCGUAGUGCAUAUUAACAAACAUAGCUCAGAUAGCGUAGCAGUUUGUUUUCUAAUCUUAAAUUAACUUGUGUUCUUCUUAUUUCAGUUUUUAAAAUAAAACAAUCAAACUCGUC